This is a messenger RNA of Penaeus monodon (black tiger shrimp), 690 nucleotides long. RefSeq names its product basic proline-rich protein-like. The annotation marks the transcript as partial. NCBI's taxonomy places the organism in Eukaryota, Metazoa, Arthropoda, Malacostraca, Decapoda, Penaeidae. The transcript has 6 exons. The record is from RefSeq and is a predicted model, not a curated record.
GCGCCCCCGCCCCCGCCGCCGCCGCCCCGCGAGCCCGCGGCGCGCCGCCCCCGCCGCCCCGCCCCGCCGGCGCCCCCGCCCCGCCCGACGCCGCCGCCCGCGCCCCGCCCCCCCGCCCCGCCGCCCGCCCCGGCGGCCGCCGCCCCGCCGCGCGCCCCGCCCCGCCGCGCGCCGCCCCCGCCCCGCCCCCCGGCCGCCGCCCCCCCCGCGCCGGCGCCCCCGCCCGCGCCGCCCGCCCGCCCGGGGCGGCCCCCGCUCCGCGGGCCCCCCCCCCGGGCCCCCCCCCCCGCCCCCCCGGGCCCCCCCCCCCCCGCCCCGCCCCCCCCCCCCCCCCCCGCGGCCCGCGGCGGCCGCGCCCCCGCGGCCCGCGGCCGCCGGGCCCCGCGGCCCCCGCCCGCCGCCCCGCGCGCGCCCGCCGCCCGCGCCCCCCCGCCGCGCGGCGCCGCGCCCGCGCCGCGCCCCGCGCCGCCGCGCCCCGCCGCCGGGGCGCGCGGCCCGCCGCGACGCGCGCGGCGCGCGCUCGCGGCGCGCGCGCGCGCGCGCUCGCGCGCGCGCGCGCGCGCGCGCGCGGGCGGGCGGCGAGCGGGCCGCGCGCGGCGCGUAGCUCGCGGAACGUCGGCGCGCGCGGCGCGCGGGCCUCGUGGCGCGGCGCGCGGCCGCGGGCGCGCGCGCGCGCGCGCGCGCGCCCGC